This is a messenger RNA of Podarcis lilfordi (Lilford's wall lizard), 9886 nucleotides long. NCBI's taxonomy places the organism in Eukaryota, Metazoa, Chordata, Lepidosauria, Squamata, Lacertidae. The record is from the annotation of a GenBank genome assembly.
GCCAAUGCCUGGGAUAGGGGCCGUGGGAGCUCGGUGCAGGCACCGCCCGAGGAGGCGCCCCAACAAGGCCGAGGACGGCGGCGGCGGAGCCCACCCGGCCGCCUGCUCCUCCUCCGGGGAGAGCGCCAUGGACGCAGCCAUCUGGAUCUACCAGUUCCGCCUGAUCGUGCUGGGCGACUCGACGGUGGGCAAGUCGUGCCUUUUGCACCGCUUCACCGAGGGCCGCUUCCCGGGGCCCAUGCACUCGGAUCCCACCGUCGGGGUGGAUUUCUUCUCUCGCCUGGUGGAGAUCGAGCCGGGCAAGAGGAUCAAGCUGCAGCUCUGGGACACGGCGGGCCAGGAGAGAUUCAGGUAUAGCAGGCGCCCCUUCCCGCCCUCCUCCCCAGUAAUAUGCAUGCUGUUUAACCAAGGGGUGUCUCCGGAAUCCCCCUCCCUACGCUGACCAGAGGCUUCUGAGUGUAUGCAGAGUGCCUCCUCUUCGGCGCAGAUCAGCAGCUCCGUGGAUCAACCCCACCCGCCUUUCCCGCUCAGGGCGUGUUCGUGCGUGUUAACCCCUUGAAGGUAGUUAACUUCUUGCAUUCAUCCUUAGCCAACCUGCUGUCUUCCCAGCUUUUGGACUACAACUUCCAUCAGCCGCGACCAGUGUGGUCAUUGGUCAGGGAUGUUGGGAGUUGUAGUCAGGAAAAAAUCUGGAGGGCAUCAUGUUGACAAAGGCUGCUUUGAAUGUGCUGAUUCAGAUCUCUAGCAACACCAGUGUAAUUAGGUUUGCAGAAGAGCAGAGUCCCCAAGGCUGGCCCUAACAUUUGGCACGGUGAGACAGUCACCUCAGGCGGCAGAUUUGGGGGAUCAUUUGAAGGCAGUAAUUAACUUAGGAUGGCUGUGUUUCUACCCCUAGGGAAAGAGGCUUGUGGGGUUUUCUGCCUCAGGUGAUUAAAUAACUUGGUCACCUACAGGCACUAUGCAGUUUGUCUGGGAAGUGGAAACCACUUGAUGUUCUGCCUCAGGCAGCAAAAUACUUGUGCUUUGUGGCACCUAAACAGGUUGAGUGUGGCAUCAGCUUUGGUGGACCGGUGUUGACUUCAUCAUCAGGUGCAUGAAAUGUGGUUCUCUGUGGGGAUAUAUAUAAGACACACGUGGACAUACGCACUAGAGAGCAAUAAAUGUCAACAAUGGGGCCUCUCACAUUUCAGGGCACUUGGGCCUCAUCUCUUUUCUGCAUCCCAUGAAGCAGGUUCUAAACCACAAAAGCUUUUGCCACCCCCCAAAAUCUGCUUUGUCUCCAAGGAAGUCUUCUAUAUUUGUUCCAACAGGCUAAUGGGGCAGCCCCCUAUGAAAUUAGUCACUGUUGUAUUCCGACAACCAUUCCUGUGUCUACAACCACCCAGUGCCUCCGUCAUCCAAGGCCUCUUUCUACCCAAGGCUUAUUUUCAGGGAGGCUUUGUUUGUUUCAUUCUCUUUCUCACAAUAAGAACCAUCAAAUUUGGCUUCAGGGCAGACCAGAUAAAGUGCAUAGUUAACUUGGGGAACUCAGUGCCACUGGACAGCUUUAAGGGGAGAACAGACAAAUUCAUGGUGGAUAAGGGCUAUUAAUGGCUGUUUACUAACUCCAGGAUCAGAGUCAGAAAGCCUCUCUGGGCAACAACAGGAGGAAAGGAAUAUUGUCCUAAUUAAGAGCAUAAGAAGAGCCUACUGGCAGUAACAACAACAACAACAACAACAACAACAACAACAACAACAACAACAACAACUUUAUUAUUAAGCCCACAAGCAGGACCUGCAUGCAACAGUUUUCUCCCUAUUUGUGAUUCCCAGCAAUGUGUAUUCAGAGACAUGUUGCCCCCAACAGUGAUGGUAAAACCUAGCCAUUGCCUGAAUCACCUCUGAAUCUGUCCAAUCCUCUUUUAAAGCCGUUUAAGUUUGUGGCCAAUCACUAUCCCUUGCAGAAGGGAAUUCCAUAGAUUAACUCAGGUCCUCCAUAUGGGCUUCCCCUGGCAUCUAAGUAGGCCCCUCUAGGAAACAGGAAGCUGGACUCGAUAGACUUUUGGUCUCCUCCUUGAAUUUUGGACUGGUUCCCCAGGCCUGCACUUCCGGUGUUGCUGCUCUCAGGACAGCUAACAAAGAAUAAAAGUUAUGUGAAACUACUAAAAUCAAGCAAGAAAAUAACAGCAACAGAGCAGCAGGACAAUAAUGCAAGCAUAAAAACGCAGCAGGAGAACAAUAUUCAGACUGAAACUUAGUUUGAAAAAGGCCUAGGCUUUUUGUUGUUGUUUUUUAAAGGCCUCAUGAGACGCAUACCUAUAAACAAGUCCCAGCUCUUGGAUAUGUGAAGCAAUAAGAAUAGGAGUAGAAGAUAUUUUAUUCACCGCUCAAGGGCAACCAUCCCCCAGACAGGUGGAUGGGUAAGGAAUCCCAGUCGGAGGAUGUGCCUUUGCCUUGCUUCCCAAACUCUUGUUAAAAUGAACUGCUGAUUCCUGCUCCUAAAUUUCCGUGUGCUUCCUUUGCAGAAUUGCUUCUGCGGGGCCAGUUUGACUCCACUUUUCCCCAUCUUCUGUUUGCCAUCUUCUGAAUAAUCGGGCAGUUUGAUUCUGUUUGCCAAGGCAAACCUUGGUUUUCUGUUCCACUAGGUGUGUUAGUUAACAUACCAAAGUUGGGAUGGUUGUGUUAUCAACAACCAUUGCUGUUAUGAACACCCACUUUGCUUAUCUUAAUCUUUACAUUCAAUGGGCACAGACCGUACUUUUUGUACUUCAUUGCCAUUUGGCUUCAUUUCUCCCCUGCCAAUUGCCAACAACACUUCAUGCAUCUGAUGAAGUGGAUUCUAGACUGUGAAGGCUCAUGUCACAAUAAAUCUGUUGGCCUACAAGCCCCCGCCAGCCUAUUGGUAAGUGUGGUUAGGACUGCAGCCUAUGCCUGUAUCCAAGUCAAAGAAAAUAAAAUGAGAGGCCAGUAUAGACUUCAUAUAUAAUUGUAAGCUAGUAAUUUAACAUAACAAUGCUCAACGUCAAUUUAUAUUGAAAUGAGCCAUAUAGAUGUGUUGUUUGCUUUCUAACUUACCAAUCAGAGAGACAUGUUGGAAGAAAUAUGGCUCCAAACUGUUUUUGCUUCAUUAACUAGCAUUUGGCAGUUGUUUAUGACAAAUUUAGUCUUAUUGAAAUUAUCACGUAGACCAUUAUUAUAAUUAUUGUGUAUAACAUUCAACAUCUGUUAAGGAAAAUUAUAUGCAUACUUGAUCAGUCAAACAGUACAUUGGAAGUUUGCACAUUCAAAUACUCUCAGCUUCUUGUAGCUGAUCUACAUGUGAAAAUAAGUCAAACAGGACAAUUCCUAGGAUUAUACCAAUUGAGACUGCAGAUAGCGGGUUGUUUUUCAGUGUUUCCUCCAGAUAAAAAUAAACCAUUAUUCACUCUUGUUUGCUUGCUUACCCAUUUGAUAGCUUGUGCUGCAAUGAACUUUGGGUUAAACAGUAAGUGAGACUUGACUUGACUCCUCUAAUGCAGAAAGCUAGCAGCUCAGGCAGAACAUUAGCCUAGAACCUUCUACCCAAUGUUAGUUUUCUGUGGCAAGGACAUUUCAUUCAGACAUGCAGUUCCCCAUCUGAACUAUAAAAUGGUACAGUCCCAGGCAGUGGUUUGGUGGUAAAUUUAGAAGUUCAGGAGCUCCUCAUCACAGCCACUACAGCCACAUUUUAAAGGAAAGUCAAAAAAAUAUUCAGGCACCCAUUUUGAGACAUCAUUUUAUAUGCACACACUGAAAAGCAGCAGUACAUAGCAUAAUACCCACUUUAUCAGACUCUACAUAACUGCAGCAAUUCUGUACAUAGUUUCUAGGUUAUAAAGUCUAUUGAAAUCAGUGGUGCUUAACUUCUGACUGCAUAGGUUCAAUAUGUAAAACUCACUGAACAUUAAUGAAAUACCUUCAGUUGGCUGAACUGCAACCUUUGCCUUUUAAUUACAAAAGCAAGCAGUCUUGCAAUGAAGAGUUUGCCAUUUAAAUUGCUAGCUUGACAUGGGAAUGCCAUCAAAGAGGCCCCCAUCCUCUGUUUGAUUAUUAUUAUCACCAUCCUCUGACUUCUAUGCUAAUCUGUUGCAAAGAAACUUGAAAGCCUCAUUAUUACCUCAUUCACUUGCCACAGCAAGGUGAUUUGUUAGUCCAUGAUGUUCCUCCAGAUAACACCAUCCCUCCUGCUCUGAGCUGCAGUCUGCUGCAUUUGCUCUCCACUAUACCAUAGGUUCGAAAGCACGUCAAAGUGCAAGUAGAUAAAUAGGUACCUCUCUGGCGGGAAGGUAAAUGGCAUUUCCGUGCACUGCUCUGGUUCACCAGAAGCAGCUUAGUCAUGCUGGCCACAUAACCUGGAAGCUGUAUGCCGGCUCCCACAGCCAAUAAAGCGAGAUGAGUGCCGCAACCCCAGAGUUGGAAACGACUGGACCUAAUGGUCAGGGGUCCCUUUGCCUUUUUAUACCAUAGGUCUUGGGAACUCUGUAACAUCUGCCUGCUUGAGCAUGCAAACACAGAAGUUCAUUUCAGCAUCCUACAAACCCUCACAAUCCCUUUAAAAAACAAGAAGAUAAUUCCUAGUUCUUUCAGUUCUGCAAGUAGGCCAUGGUCAAGCGAAGUAUGCCAAAGAAUGCUCUUGGCACCCCCAGAGUGAGUUUGGAUACUUGCUUUUCUCAAACAUCAGCACCUCAGUCCUGCAUGGGAAAUGCUUUGGAACCUUGGAGGAAAUUCAGAAAUGGUAUGUGAUACAGCACAGGAAAUCUUCUGCUCUGGGGUUGUGGGGGAGAGAUAAAAAUGCUGCUGGAUGCCUAAAGUGGCCUUCUGGAUUUCAUCCAAAAGCUUGAAAAUCUAUGUCAGUACCUGAGGAAUCCUCAGCACAGCAGAGGUUAGUCGAUUAGGGCAAAUGAGGCACAGCUUAUGUUUCAAGCAUAUUCUUAGCCACAUCUCACACAUCAUAAAGAAACAUUGCAGGGAACAUCAGCAGAGCCUUGUGGCACCUUAAAGGCUAACAAAUUUAUUAUAGCAUAAGCUUUUGUGGACCGUAGCCUCCUUUAUCAGGUGUUUUCCAGCAUCUGUCAGCUAAGAAGUACCAAACUGUUUGAAACAAAACGCAGUGUAGUCCGACGCACAACUGCUCAGAAACACAUCCUAUUGCAGGGUUAGAUACUGUAGGACUUACUCCUAAGUAAGAGUACAUGGGAUUGCAAUUCUAAUCAAUGAUUCUCUCUGGCAGGGUGCCCUACUUAGAAUAUACUCAAGAAAACCAUCUGAUAUAAAUACACUCUUAGGACCUGAUCAUACAGCAUGAUCAUGUAUGGGGGUACAUUUUAUUGGAUACCUGCAAAUUCUGAUAUGAAUACAGUCAUAACUUGGUUCUUGAACGGCUUAGUUGCCAAUCAGCUCCCGAAUCGCUCCCGAACGCCACAAACCCAGAAGUAAGUGUUCUGGUUUGUGAACGUUUUUCAGAAGCCCAACAUCCAACGCGGCUUCCACUUGAGUGCAGGAAGCUCCCAAUCUAAGCUGCACCUUGGUUGUUUUAGUGAAUAGCUCCCAAGCACUGGACCAAGCUUCCCUGGGAGGUUGCGCUUUCUGCCUUCCAGGAAGAGCGUUGUGGUAAAAGAGAGACCAGCUUGGCCCCAUCCAUUGGCCAGAGGAGCAGCAGAUGCAGGGGGGCUUGCUCCCCACCUCCCUGCCAAAAACAACACUUGGUUUCACCUGCAGGUUGUUAUGGGACUUCAGAGGUUCAGGGGAACGAACUUGCUUUGGUCCCUUCCGUCAACCAGGUGACUAAGACUGGUGGAUUAUAUGGAUUUGGGGUUUGUGUGUGGAUGUGUGCAUGAUCACAGCCUCUUAACAAGCGACCUUGAGGACCGUUCAGAUGCAGUAGUAGCCAGUGUGGUGGGCAGACCUGUGGAGCCAACCUCCCUAUGCUGGCAACUUUGAUGGGACCAGGGUAGGGCAACUGCAAGGUCAUACAAUGGUGGGAGUCCCAGAGUGGCUCGGCCUACCAGUGCACCUACCCAGCCCCAGUCAAACCACUGCCCUGCUCAGCCCCAACCAAGUGCUGGUGGGAAGGGCGACAGCUCCAUAACUCCCACGAGACUGUCUACUGCCGUUCCAUUGAAAGGUAGAAAAGAAACCUUAUCUAAAUACAUAAAGGUAAAGGACCCCUGGACGGUUAAGGCCAGUCAAAGGCAACUAUGGGGUUGCGGUGCUCAUCUCGCUUUCAGGCCGAGGGAGCCGGCGUUUGUCCACAGGCUGCUUUCCAGGUCAUGUGGCCAGCAUGACUAAACCUCUUCUGGCACAGCGGAACACAGUGACAGAAACCAGAGCUCGCGGAAAUGCCGUUUACCUUCCCGCCACAGUGGUACCUAUUUAUCUACUUGCACUGGUGUGCUUUCAAACUGCUAGGUUGGCAGGAGCUGGGACAAAGCAAUGAGAGCUCACUCCAUCGUGGGGAUUCGAACAGCUGACCUUCUGAUCGGCAGCCCAAGAGGCUCAGUGGUUUAGACCACAGCGCCACCCGCAUCCCGUACAGUGAGCUGGCUUGGCCAUUGCAGAGAAUUAGGCCUGCAAUCCUGCUUCUGUUGCAUCCUUUGGUCACAUUCACAGCAUACAUUUAAAGCACAUGACGUCCCCCCAAAUAAUCCUGGGAAUCAUAGUUUGUUCAGGGUGUUGGGAAUUGUAGUGUGUGGGUGUUCUAGCUUAGAAACUAUUGGUGAUGGUUGGGGAGGAAGGUAAGGAAAAGUUAGAUAUGCACCGUAGCUCACAUCAGAUGCCUCUCUAUUUUCUCUUCACAUAAUUUGUAGAAUAAUUGCAAAAAAAGACUGAACACCACUACCGAAUUAGAGCAAUUCUUCUAAUUUGUCUUUUUAAAAAUGCCAGGAUUUCAUUUUGUUCUGAGAUCUUCUCCAGCUCACAAGGAUACUCCUGUCUUUAAAGAAGUAAACGCAGACAAGCUGGAACGUUCUUUCCUGUUGAGCAUGUUUCUCCCCUUUUAUUUUGCAGGUCAAUCACACGUUCUUAUUACCGAAAUUCGGUAGGAGGCUUGCUGGUGUUUGACAUCACUAAUCGGUCUUCUUUUGAGCAUGUGUACGAUUGGCUUCAGGAAGCUAAGAUGCAUGUGCACCCUUUCCAGAUUGUGUUUAUCCUGGUGGGACACAAAUGCGACUUGGAGGCGCAGCGCCAGGUUACGAGAGAGGAAGCUGAGGAACUGGCAUCCGCCUGUGGCAUGAAGUACAUAGAAACAUCAGCCAAAGACGCCACGAACGUUGAAGAAUCCUUCACCGUUCUCACUAAAGACAUAUACGAACUUGUGAAAAAAGGAGACAUUUCGAUGCAAGAGGGGUGGGAAGGGGUAAAAAGUGGCUAUGUUCCAAAUGUUGUACAUUCCUCAGAGGAGGCUACCUCACUCGGAGACCAGUGCCCUUGCUAAAUCGCUUGCAUGCCAAAGAAGCAUAGUAUAUCAGGUGUCUGGAGAACAAGGCCCGGUUAUACAAAAUAUUAUAUAUGAAGAUGCAUUAGAUCAGGGGUAAGCAAUAUCCACUGAGUUGCUUACAACCCCUACAAUACUUAUGUGUGGCCUGCACGCUCCUAUAAAGAUCCUGAGACUCACAGCUUUUGAUUAAAAAGCAAAGUACAUUUCUGGUAAUUAAAUAUGGGAUGGCAAAGACAAUGAAAACAAAGAGGCAGGUUGAAAAAAAAAGUUGGGAUGCUUUGUUUUCCACUUGUGAUUUUUUGAAGUAUAUCUCAAAGAUUUCUUUUUUUAAAAAAAAAAAGCAGUCUCAGGUUUCUUCAGCCUUUGUUGCUAGUUUUUCAGAAUGUUGAAACAAUGGGUUUUUGUCACGAGAAGUGCGGCAUAUCCGCCACCCUGAGGUUUGGCGACCACUCUGUGCAUGAAAAUGAUAUGCAAAUUACAUGAAUUAUCUGCAGCAAAAGUCGUGCAGUUCUGCAACAAUCCUCUGGUUCCUCGUGUAUUUUUUCGAGGAGGUCCUUGAUGCUUUGAUCACGUUGCAUAAGCCUACAUGGGAUCAUGAACUCUGUUUGUGAUCGUAGUGGCCUAUCCAAAUCACAGAACGGAAGUUACCGGUAAAUGUUUUGCUUAUUUGUAUCAUAUAAUAGGGAGCUUUAUAUUUCACAGUGAAUCAGUUUGCUUGGGCUGGACGUGAUACGAUUUCCAAAAAAUUGUGCAGUGUAUUCUCACCCCCCAAGAGCUUUGUACUGCUGUCCAACCCUCAAGGAGGGGGGCGGGGAAUUGCAAAACUGGGGAAGGGAUACUGGGCAACCCCCAUACAUAUCCACAAGAUUCUUCCCUUGCUGUAAUAUAUGCAACAAUGCUGCCAGCAACAAAGCUGAGUAUUUCAUAACUAUAAAGCAGAGGCAGCGAGACUCCAGGAGGUGGGAGAGGCAUCCCUCCUAAUUUCCUUCCUCCAGGAGACAUUUAUAUAUUAUAUUUAUUUGGCACUUUUCUCACUUUAAGUUGCCAGGGACACAUUUAUUCUGCAUCCAGUGUGCUCCCACCGCUGGCUUUCGAAACCUCAGCCACAAGGCAUAUCUACCCUGCCAUUUCUUGAGCAAUACUGCUGUUUGAUGUGUUUUCCCUCAAACUGGAUUUGAUCCGAAUGGAAAACUGAAACCACAUUCACUUUGCUGUGUACAUUUGAGUCUGCCAUUGCACACGCACGGAUGACGGAUGAUAUAGGAAUUUGGAAUUGGUGGGGAAGCCAAACAUUUAACGUGCAUCCGAUAAAGACAUCCCUGCCUCCUUUCUGAUGUGCAUGAUGGCUGCAAAUGUAAAUAAAAUUCAGUGGGGAAAACAAGCUCUCUUAUGUUUUCAGCCACUAAUGUCUGCAUAGGCUUAAAACAAGUCUAUUCCCUAUCUUCCUUUGCCCUCUUUUCCCCCUUUUAUUUGCUUUUCAGCCGACCCGUGACUGUCUCAAACUUCUCUCAGCCAUAGAUUUGACUGGAAGACAGUCUGAUCAACUGGUUUCUUUACACUCUUCCCCACUGCCAGCUGACGUCAACAUCUUGUAACGUCAUGGAUACCUGCCAGGAUGUUAUUAGGUUUUUUUUAUGUCAUUUAAAAAAAAACAAACCUGUGCAUUUCUGCACACCUAGGGAAUCCCCUGUCUACACAGAAGCCAUUUGCUUAUUUUUGAGUGGCCUCCUCUUUCACUUGUAAACCACUGCUUUCAUUAUGACUCGAGGGAACAAUAUAUAUAGAUAUUUAUCUAUCACAGGAAAAAAAAAUGCUUAGCAGCAAGGUGUUUUCUACAAUGCUCUUAUUACUGUUUUUAUUACGUACAAGCUUUUAAGACAUCACAUUUUGAAAAGAGGUUAAAAUAAAACUAUGGACUGUACUGUAUGCCUGAUGAAUCCCAGAUUUUAUUCACUUGGCCUUAUUUCUGGGAAACGGCCUGUUGAAGAGUGUUGCCUUGUUCUGCCAUCUCUUGUGCGACUUCGCUGCAAACAUCGAGUUUUCCUUCCCACCAGGGCCUCUCCAUAGACUGAAAUGGUGGGGAGGCUCCAUGCAUGUAUGGGAAAGCUUAUACACACAGGUAAGCCCUGUGCAAAUCGUAGCACAUAUGGGCUUUGCAUCAGUGCCAUGUACUCUUCUAUUGCAUUCCUUUGCUCGUGUAAUAAAUGUAUAGGAAGUAAACCGAAUACAGUUGCGCCAUCACUUUUGAUAUUCCUGUAGCAAUGAAAAAAAUGUCAUCAAUAUAAACAUCAAUAUAUUUCUGAAUCUUUAAAAGUGCAUGGAAGAAACACUGUUUAGAACAACAUAUUUUCUCUCAACGAUCUAUGUAACUACUGGUGGCUUAGAUACAAAAUAGUUUUCUCUGUUGCCAACUGUGUAAAUAAACCACUUAAUUUGCCUAAUGGGUAAAUACAU